CUAGUUGACAAACCUUGUGGGUUUCAAUUAAAUUCAGUGGGCGUGAGAGAUGGCACAUAAAGACCUAAUAUUGUAGUGCUUUAUUAUCGGUCAAUGAUUAAGUAUCGAAUGAGGGUCUCAGACAGUCUAUAUCUAAUUUCAAAUAAAAUGCAAUAGUCCAGUUAUCCAUGUACAAUACAUCUAAAUUUUAAAUUGUACGUAAGAACUACAACAGCUAAAGAUCUAUCGUAUCAAAGUGAACUUUUUCAUUCUCAUUAGCCUAACGUUAAAACAACACCUCAUAAACUUUAUUUAACGACGUGGCAUGUUCCUUCAUGUUAAUUACAAUGCGAAUUAUAGAAAAAGAAAAGGGAAACUCUAACCAGUGGAACCGCGAUCGAACAAUAAGAUCGCUGGGCCUGUCAGACAGCGUUCGGUAAACCGUGACGGUAGACAGUCGUGCAUAUAUACGUACCGUUUAAUUACUUAUUUUUUCUCGUCGCUCUAAAAAGCCACCGAUGUGUAAUAUGUACAGUCUUUUGUACGCUGUGUGGGGCUUCUGUGUGCGCGCGUAAAGCACAACGAUUGUACGUCAAAGUGGGCAGUGAAUCUCCGCGGGCCGCACAGCGCGGACGUUAUAUCGCGGCUUCGCCGCGCGAAUAUGUUCAAACGUGUGUGAAGAGUAAACUGUUAUUUUUUUCGUCGUCUAGUCCAUCCUUUCAGUCACGUUCGCUAUCGAUUCGUCAUUUGGCCUCGACGUCAAAGCCGUGUCGCACGAGAACAGUCUAUAAAUCAUCUUGCGAAUUGAUCUGAAGACUUUUGGUAUUUUAUAAUUUCUGUGAAAGACUCUUCAAAUACUUACGUGUAUCCCAUUUAGUUGAUUAUCCAGUUGUAGCCGAGUGUUGUUAUCUCGUAACUUUUACUUUUUAUUUUUAUCGAAAUCGAUACGGAUUCCUAAUGGAAGCGAACACUGUAACCACUCGGCCAGCCAGUUUAGUCGAAGCCCGAGUAAAAUAUUAACGAGGAUUUAUUUCGUUUAUCAUCGCUGUUUAGAAUAGUUCAUGAAAUUUGUUUAUCAAAAACAUUAGUUUCGAACUGUAUCUUCAUGAUGCAUCGAAUCAUCAUGUAUUUUCUUUCGUAAUCAGAAGUCGCGUCUCAGAAGACAGACGUCGGUGUUGCUUGCAAUUCUUUCGAGCGCAACCGCGUGGCUUUCCAUUGACAACUCACGCGCGAAUUAAUUACUCAUAACAGGAAUUCGUCGAUGCAAAUACUAUCUGCUAUUCGAAUCGCGUCGUUCCUCGGGUGGAACAGGCGAACUCGUUUCUUUACGCUCUUCUACCCGCGAAACAUGAUUCUUUUAAUGUAUAUAAAAGACUCGAAAACGUAUUGUUCCAGUUCCUUUGUGAAUACAUAAAGCGAUCUCUUGUCAAAGGAAACUGAAAUUGUGAAAAACUUAGCUCGAAGAUGGAUAAACUUUUAUUUCAAGUAGAACAAAAAGGAACUUAAUCUUCCGUAUUCUUUUUGCUGUCGCAACUUAUUCUAGCUGGGUAUGAGCAAUCGUCUAAUAAAAUUGGGGCCACCGGUUUUGCAGUUUGAUACGAUUCAAGCUAAAGAUACAUCGCGAGUGAAACCGUACAAAGAAGCAGAACUACAGAAUCCACACGUGUUUGCAAAUGAUGACAAGAAGUAAUUUCCUUCGAACCUGUGCGCGAAGUGGUGAAGCCUUUUAAUAAUAAACAGAGUAAAGUGAACCAUUUUUAUAUCAGAAUCACAUCUAUAUUUGUAGACCCUUUAUAAUUAUACAUAUAUGUGUAUCUAUAUUCUGUAAUCAGCAUUUAAAAACGUUACUAAGAUAAUAAAUCGAACCAAAGAAAUUGUGGAGAAACCUGUAAAGAAACUAAUAAAGUGUCUUGAUAAGAACGAUACAAUUAAUGUGCGACGUCAGCCGCGAUCGUGCCAGCAAAUAAACGAAGAUUCUAAUGAAAUUAAUGAACGUGUCCCGUGAAGUUAUUGCACCGAAGAGAAUCAAGAGAAGUGGUUCGAACGAUCGCACGUGCUCAACGGAUUGACGAGAAUUUUUGAUAGAAUGGCUGCGCGUACCGAACGCUGUGAAGAAUUAACCGUUAUGACGUGGUACAGCAACGAGAGGACUUUAGAUAGAAGUAGCUCACGAGGAUUCCAUUCCUAUUUUAAGAACAUCCGCGAUCACAGUUUCUGAGAGAAAACUGGAAAUAAUCGUGUGAGGAGACACAUCGUCGAUAAUCGAUAAUAGCAUAACGGAACCAAUGCCUUAACGAAUCGCGGAAAUAACGGGUCUUGAAGUUUCCAUUAUUUUUCUGUGACUGACGAGUGUUACAUGUGCUGUCGUGUGUGAAAUAAAAUAAAUUGGGCCAGUGAUAUAGAAGAGAGGGAAAAAUAUGGAAGGGAGGCCGAAAAUUGAAAUCGUCCGCGUACCUGCGAACGAGCGCGGUAACGUCCGGUCCCUAGACGGUGUCCGUAGCAGUUACAGCCACAUUCGUGUGGGCACGUACUGCCCGGAACCGGAAGUCAAAGUGGUAGUUUGCGGGAGCAAACCGCCUAUCGAACAGACACGGAAGUUCAAAAAGAAUUUGGGACCAGUUUCGAAACUGCUCAGACGUCGACACCAGACCACAUAUCUUGCUACAAAAUCUUGUGAUAACAUUUAUACCGUGAAUAGAAGCAGUAGUUCUUUAGAUUGGCGGAUUAAUCAAACGACGCGCGAACAAGGCUUUCAAUCGCGUCAGAGCAGCAGUCUAGAUUGGCGAGUUGGAAGAUCAAUUAACAAACUGCAUUGGAGGGACACAACGCGUAGCGCCGAACAGCUUUCGAGGAGUGGAGCGAUUAGCUCUGAUCACCUUCAAACUCCUAGCACGAAAUCGAAACUGAUUUCGCUGCUACGACGACUCUCUCCUCGACUUUCUCGCCCGGGAAGCAAGAAUUCCUUGCAAGCGUCACCGACGACCUGUCCCUGGGUGCAAGUAGAGUAUUCCUCGGAGUCGAUUAAUGAUGGGUUGCAAGAAGAUUCACAAGAAAACGAUAUGAGCUUCCAGAGAGAGUUGCAACUGAACGAACUUCGAAAACGCAUGGCCGGGAUUCCUAGUACUCAGGUCACCACGAAAAUCAUUAAGGAUGGCAAGGAACAGCAAAGCUUUGCACAACCUGGGACGCAACAGCAACCUGAAAGCAAUUAUAGUAGCGCUUCCAAAUCUGUGCACGAGGGCUGCGGAGACGAGGAUCGUCGACGAGCUAGUGGGCAAACGCGCGGCAGCGGUGGCGAGGUAGCUGGCCUGGAAGACGCCGGCGACUUGUGCGCCGCGACGCUGACGCCGUCGGUCACAGGCGCCGCCGGCAUCAGGUCAAAUCGCCGCAUCAGGCCACUCUCUUUAGCAGUACAACCGCUCAAUUAUCGUCGCCUAGACCCGGAUUCGAGAAACGCCAUCAACAUCGUCACCGGGCAUCAUCCUAACAUGACUAGCCAGGAGAGCAUCGGUAGCUGCAGCCUGGACAUCGACCAGUCCGUGUCCGACCGAUCAGAAAACACCGUAGACAAUAUAUCGAAGAAAACGUUACACAGUUUGAAUUUAUCUUGCAACGGUGACUCGGUGCCUUUGUCGGAAAAUCUGGCAAACGGUAGCAGUGAGACACUGCAAAAGUCUCACCUGACGCCAGAUGAGAAAUUAAACGUCAGCAAUGGUCAUCGACGUAGUCCAGAACCAGAGCAGCUGACAGUGAAGAAACCGAGUUACUUGGGCCUAGCCUGUAGCAUCAGCGGUUAUUCGGGGAUCAACAGAUACGAUAGCAAAUUCAGGGAAGGAUUCCGAUCGAGGGACAGCAGUCCUGGCACUAGAUUAAUCACCAGAGACACCAGCCCAGCAGGUUUCCGAUCGAACGAAACUCUUAACGUGCCAGCGCAUCCAUAUCCUAAGAGUCAGUCAAUUUCACCUCUAGCAAUGGAUAGACAAAAAGGUUUCUCAAACGGUAUCAAGGAAGAAUGUAAAGUGGAAGCUUACAGAGAAUCGAGAAGUUCGAUAGGCAUAUGCCAAGGUUAUUCAGAGGUAGACAAAGGUGUGGUACAUUCUGGGUUUUCGGACAUCAGUCCCAUCAGGGCAUCUACACCAUCGAAACGCAGCCCUGGUAUGUCGCAGAUGAUGUCUUGUAGUCAACAAAACAAGCAUUUCUCGAUGUCCUCUCCGAAACAAGCUACAGCUAAUCUUACAAACGCAUCGUUCAGUGAUACGAGUAUAUUGAACGGUUCAUCGGAAGAGACGGAAGGGCACACGUUGAACACCACGUCAAGCAGCGAGAAAUCUUUUAUCCAGCAACGAGUAGAACGGCUCUACGGUCCAGGUGCCCUCGCUCAGGGCUUUUUCUUCAAACGUAGCAUCAACAGAUCAAACACAAGCAAUAGUUUCAACAAGUCGAGUAACAACAAUGACGUGUCGGCGGAGAAUGCGAACACCGAGGAAUCCCUGAAGAAUCUGCCAGUGUUGAGACAUCUGAGACCGGAGUUCCGAGCUCAACUCCCCGUGGUCAGUCCCAGAAGACCUACGGAUGGUUCGGAACAAGUUCUUAAACCUCCGCAAAGGCUGACGUCAUCACGGAAAGUUGAGCAGAAACCAAAAACGCCGAUCGCUUCGAAUUUAGACGAGAAACUAGCGAACAGUGGCGCGCAGAAACUAAACUCUAGUGUGACCAGCAUCCCGGAUCAGCAACCAGCCGCGCCCAAAGUAGUUUUACCCGUGUUGGAGCCAAGCGCCAGUUCGACGAAUGUUGCGAAACAGGUUCAGGAAACGGAGAAAACGAUCGAGGAAAAGAAUGGACAUUACUUUAUCAAGCUGCUGAAACAAGAGACGGACAGACUUCUCUUGUUAGCUGCGUCAGCGGAAGCGGAAUUGGCUAGCGGCGAUACUGUCGCACUUCCGGAAGAGGCAGCCGGAAAACUGCGUUCAGCUGCGGGCAAAGCCAGACUGCUAGCUUCGCAAAAAAUGCAACAGUUCGAGGGAUUGUGUCAGAAAAAUAUUAAUCAAGUGCCGGGGGAGGAAUUUCCGACCACGAACGAAGAUCUAGCUGGGUUCUGGGACAUGGUGAUGCUACAAGUGGUCCAAGUAAACAAUCUGUUUGAUCAGAUUGAAAAAUUACGAAGUUCCCAGUGGCAAGAGACGGUCCCGGAGAAAAAAACAGUCGCUCCGGCCCCGCAAAACGGUAGCACGGCGAAACGCCGCGUCGCUCCAAUUCACAAGCCAAAAUCGACGGCGAACAGCGAGGCGAACAAGAAAGCGAGGGAAGCCAGGGAACAGGCCAGAAGGCAACUGAUCGAGGAGAGAAGACGAGCGAUGCGGUCGAAUGCGCAAAAUUCCGAGAAUACCGUGAAGAUCUUUGCCCCCGAUACAUAACGAUAAAAAGGGCGACGGAUUUGUAUCGAUAAUUCAGUAGCAGCGUUUCCGGUUACGGUUCACGCUUCGAGCCAAAUCAAACCGCGGUAUUUUUUAUGCAUUUUCGUAAAAGCAGCCUGACGAAUAAUUCGCGGGGAUUUUUUUUUGUAAACAAUUUACGACACACGCUGCUCAGUGUUGCGUUUGCACGCGCCCAGAUAGUUAAAUAAUUUGAUCACAAUUAUGCGUCAGACUGCUAUACUAGGGACUUGACUAUGAACGAUAUAGUACGAUUACAAUCAAACUCACUUUACAUAAUCGACAGAGUUGAAGAACUUGCCUUUGCAAACAAGAAAGAGAAAGAUUUUUUACAGAAUGACAUUGGAAAAGUACUAAAUGAAUUGGUUUAAUCGCAGAUAACACGUUUUUAACUAUUUUUACGGUGUAUUUUAUUACGGUGUUUUCGUCGCGCGCUUUAAACACGUUCGAUUCACUUCUGUUUUAUACGCUGUGAUGUCUCGUGCUAAUCUUGUUACGUUUCAUAUCGAUUUUAUGCUUUCGUUUCAUUUAUACGAUAUUUAGUGUUCAUUCUCGCGAACAGAAUAACGCAGUAUGCGUUGAAGCAUUUCUUAACUCCGUGUUUCUUUAAAAAAAAGUGUAUCUCGUUAGCAAAAGAACAAAGAAAUGGAUCAAACCAGAAUAAAUGAAGAGCAAAUUAAAAUCAUCGGUAAUAGAAAAAACAGCAUUGGGAGACUGCCUUUCGUUGAUAGAAAAUUUUUUUAUAAGAUAGGACAGAAGAAUUUACUCGAGCAGGCCUGACAGAUCAUAUUUCUAUAUCGCGUUUAUAGCAAUCAAUUAUAUUUAUACAAAUCGCAUGGAGAACUAUUAACGAUCGCAUAAUAAGAAAGAGCCUAUAAUUAAUCAUGGAAGUUAGUCAAAAGAGAAAUGAUACACUCUGACGAAGCAAAAAGAAGAUCUGAGAAAGAUCAUAAGUCACAAGUUAAACCAGAGAGAAAGAUUCCUAUUAUUUUUAUUAUCAUCCCCACAGUUUCUGUAAUGCCUAACUACUAUUAUUUUAUUCCCAACAUUUAAAUCCCUUUCGCGAGGAAGGAACAUCGUGAUCGCGAAUCAAUUUUGCGGUUUACAUAGAAGACAAAAGAAUCUUCAGAGUCCCAACGCAAAAUGGUAGGAUUUAACGUGUCUCAACUGACAUUCCCGUAGAGAGACGGUCUUGGAACGCCCGAUAGUUUAGUUCCCACGUUAAUUUUAAGAUAUAUUCUGCUAGAUGAACAGGCGUCAGGUGUAAUUAGUGCUCAUCCAACCAAAUAAUAAUAUGCGCUAUCUAAUUAAAUACUCAGUAUGUUGUGUGUGUCGCGAUAUUCACGAUGCGGUUAUUUUGAUUAAAGUACGCUGGGUGAGUUUCGAUUCAAUGCGCGUUGGGAGAAAAAAGAAUAAUGCAGUAAUAAAUGUUUUCAAAAUAUCGUUCUGCUCGCGAUAUUAUGCAGGAUCACGUUUGUCAGCUCGCGUUAUUUAUUGACUGUUGAUUCCCCUGGUGCCUUGAUUAUUUAUACGUGUGUACAUACAUAAAUAUCGACUGAGAUAGCCGACGAUUCGCAUGUCUGAUCGCUUCCGAACUAUUGCUAGACCGCAGACAGAUCGCGGAACAGCAAUUAAGUCGAUAAAUGAGAAUGAAAUGAAGACACGUUGCGUUGUGGAGUGUUUAGUUUCGCGUUGAUCUGUUUUAAUUGAUUGAUUGAUCGGUGGAUUAAUAAUUCCGUUGCGCGAUGUGCAAUAAUAGAUGUUGCUAAAAAUCAUUCGGUUUUGUUCUCAUUUAUCCGUUCUAAACGCCUAACAUCGAUGAGAAAGACGAUCUAUUUUAGAUUUCUAUACACAGCAAGUUUCGUCGGAAUCUUUCGUGAAACAUAACUGCGCGCGAGCAUAUAGAUUAAUUUUUUUAUUGCAACAAUCGUGUGCGACUGUAGAUAAUCGUGAUAGAUUAAAUAAUUGCGUGUGGUUGGAACGAAACAAGCGACUGUAGGCAAAAAUGUAAUCAUGUAAUUUACAGAGAUCGAUAUUACGUGUCGCGUAAGUAAGUUUGCCAGCAAGACAGAAAAUUCGCACACUAUUACAUUACACUUUCGUUAUAUUUAUCUUCUUCUUUUAGUUUCCUUCGUUUGUUUAGUUACAUCUCGACAUACUGUUGUAUAGACCGCGUUUAGGGGCUCGAUUCACACGUAGUAAUUUAUAUUCAGAACAGUUUCCCCGUCGCGUCGCUUCUUCUGUAAGAUCCGUAUCCGCCGCCGAAUUUCUUUUUUCUUUCGAGAAAUCGAUCCAAAGUGUGUAGAUACAUAUGUACGUACGUCUAAGAGGGUAAUUGUUUCGACCAUAUUUCUUAAACGUCUUAUAUACUUAUUUCUUUCUAUUCAUCAAGACUAUCACCACAGAUGACUGACUCUUUAUUUAAAAAAUUCCGCGUUUUUUAUUGUGUGCGAAAUCAAGUAGCUUUCUCGAAACGACCGUUCGAUCAUCGAACGUUUUCCUUUUCCUUCUUUUUUUACGCGGAUAAACAGUUACGAUUAUUUAUUUAUUAGAUUCUAGUAAGUUGUCCAUACAAUUUGUUCUUAAUGAAUUAAUAAAAAACGGACGGACAACAAAUGCUACCUGUCCUAGUAAAAAGGA
Ceratina calcarata is the source of this 8051-nucleotide messenger RNA. RefSeq lists its product as uncharacterized. The transcript has 14 exons. The coding region runs from base 2397 to 5393 and encodes 998 amino acids. The record is from RefSeq and is a predicted model, not a curated record. Lineage: Eukaryota; Metazoa; Arthropoda; Insecta; Hymenoptera; Apidae. Gene Ontology annotation, molecular function: molecular adaptor activity. Gene Ontology annotation, biological process: signaling. Gene Ontology annotation, cellular component: postsynaptic specialization; glutamatergic synapse.